AAGUGGUGAUGUUUACUAUUUUCAAAUUAUUGCAAAUUUGUUUGCAUUUCGUUUGGUCUUAGUUUUAGUUUAUAAGUGAAUUGGGUGAUAUUAUAAAUGAAAAUACAAUGAAUUUAUUUGAGUUAAAGGAGCCAAUAGCGUAUUUAGCUGUUGUAACAACUAUUUUGCAAUUUUUAUCGGGCAUCUUAGUCUGCAAGCAGUAUGUUGCUAAUAGAACUACUGCAGAGGCCUCUUCGUUUCCUUUUAUUGCCGGCGUUUUAUCGUGUGGCAUUUGGUUCUUAUAUGGAUUGACAAAACGCAACGAUAAAAUAGUUAUGGUUAACACAGUUGGUCUCAUGUUAAUGAUCUCAUACACAACUGUAUUUUAUAUUUACACAUUUAAAAAAUCUGCAGUAUUGAGACAAUGUACUUUUACCUUUAUUUUCUUCCUUAUGUUAUUAGGAUAUAUUUAUGUUGAAGAAGAUAACGAGAAUCUUGUUAUCAGACUUGGUUCACUUGCCUGCUCCUUUACUCUUAUAACAGUGGCUGCACCCAUGAGCAAACUGUGGUAUGUGAUUAGAGUAAAAAGUACAGAAUGUUUGCCAUUCCCAAUGAUACUCAUGUCCCUAUUUGUAUCAGUGUUUUGGUACAUGUAUGGUUAUAUAGACCAGGAUCUAUUCAUAGCGGUGCCAAAUUUUAUUGGUAUGAUUCUAGCAUUGGCCCAGCUAGCUCUAUUUAUAAUAUUUCCCAGCACAUCUCAUUCCUCCAUACAAUAUAAAAGUACUAUCACUUAAUUUUUUAACAUAGCACAACAUAAAUUGAGAUUUUGUUAAAACACAACAGAAGUUAGGUAAGUUCACCUUCAAUUUUUGAGAGCACAAAUUGAUGUUCAUGAAAACAGAGCUUAUUUUGUUAGCUUAUUUACAUGACAUGUUACAUUUCAUAUUUUACUUCUAUACUUAUACUGAAUUUUAUAAUCCUCAAAAUGAUUGAUUCAUCUGGAUUUAAGCCAAUUCUUAUGUAAUUUAGAUUAGACCUACUUCAAUCCAGGUCAUUGACUAUAUGCAAUCAAAACCAGUAUUUUUAGGUUGUGCUUCCCAUGUAAAUGUCUCUACCUCUUAUAUACUUCUUGUUUUGCACUGCCAUUUUACUGA
Molecule: messenger RNA, 1133 nt
Organism: Papilio machaon (common yellow swallowtail)
Lineage: Eukaryota; Metazoa; Arthropoda; Insecta; Lepidoptera; Papilionidae
Gene: slv
Product: sugar transporter SWEET1
Exons: 5
Coding region: 108-773 (221 amino acids)
Biological process (GO): carbohydrate transport
Cellular component (GO): membrane
Molecular function (GO): sugar transmembrane transporter activity
Source: RefSeq, a predicted model, not a curated record